CUGUCAGAAGAAAAUAUUGAAGGAGUUCAAAAAAAGCUGGAAGAAUUCCUGAAUUUUAAACAAUUAAAAACAUCGUUGAAGGAAGCUAUUUUGCUAGAUUAUUAUACCUCAGGAUUUUGGUGGGCUAAAGAAAUGAACUUCAGUCAUGAACAACUCACAGGAUUCAUGGGUCUGUUAAAUUUCCUUUUGGAGAACCUCAGUGACAAACAUAUGACAUUAGGCGAUAACAUAAAAGAACUUGGAAGAACAAUGGCCGGGAUAGGAGGAACCCGUUCAGAAGAAAGUGGUGACUUGUUUUUCUUCAAUGUUGAGCAAGCCAAAGCAAUCAUUGAUUACUUGAAAAUCAGCUUAUUUCAACCCUAUAAACUGUAUGAAUAUCUUUUCCAUACUCCUAGAGAAGAAUGUGUGAUAAGUAAGGAGCAACUUCGUGUCGACAUUACUCCACUAAUAACAGCAUAA
Molecule: messenger RNA, 459 nt
Organism: Tinamus guttatus (white-throated tinamou)
Lineage: Eukaryota; Metazoa; Chordata; Aves; Tinamiformes; Tinamidae
Source: RefSeq, a predicted model, not a curated record